AUGGCUCCGCCUCCGGAGGUUUAUUUCCCGUCGUUAGACAGUUGUUUGUCUACUGACACCCAGCUCAUAUCAUGGCGAUCGGCUUAUUUACGCCUAACGAGCUCAGAUGCUGAACUACAGGAAUGCGACAGUCUAUUUUCUUUCCUAUCAUGCCCGGAAAGCAUUCGCAUACUAUCCGCUCCCUUCGACUCGUUCCUUCGACCCUCCGAACAAACUAAGUCUGCUUUUGAGUCCAAAACAGCGGCUAUUAACGCUGUUUCGGGCUCUCAGUCUCCAUGUAACUUUGACGAGAUCAAAAAAGACGCGUUAUGGUUAAGCAAAACAGCUUCAAUAGAUGAAGUAUCAGCAUUGAGGAUCACUGUCCUUAAUUGGCAAGGUCGCGCGGAAAACGAUUUGUUGAAUCAGUUUUCGAACGAAGAGAUUGCAAGUCUUCGGGAUGCGAUUGGGAAUAAACAAUUGUCGCAGCCGACUUCUGGUAUUGAAGCUGUUGAGCUUCUGAAAGGAACGGCGCGUGAUGCUUCAUCCUUCUCUCCGCUUUCGCAAGAUGAAAGGCAACUGGAACUCUUUCAGUUAUAUUUGUCAGAAAAGCAGUGGAUCAUCAAAUUGGCUCUAUAUCUCCUAUGUGUGUCUUUACGAGAGGACUUACCCAGCUCAUAUACAGGGUCCUGGCCAGGACCUAAAGAAUCGCAGGCCCGGAAACACUCGAAAAGAGAUCAACUUGCUACUCUAGCUUUUCCUAAGCAGCGCGAAGAUGACUCAGGCACCCAUGGCACCUCUAUUCGAGCAUGUAUAGAUGCUAUUCAACUACGCUUAAGUAAUAUAGAUGCUGGCACCGACUGGCUUUCUCAAGAAGCUGAAUACACAAGACAGCUAAGUAUUACAGAAGAAGUCGUGCACAUUAUGCAGAUUUUAUUUCUUAGAAUCCAGACAUCCAACAAGAUUCCAACGUCCGAAUUACUACUUCUGUGGUUGCGCGUUACUAUUAAAUAUGACUUCUUCGAUCAACAUCGACCGUCCACCGAGCAAGAGUUAGUGCUAUUCAACUCAUUACAAGCUCUCACAUCCAUCAUCACACUCUCAUUUCUAAAAUUACGAACAGCCACGACUCUGUUUGAAACCGCUUCUAAACAACCUUCCAACGUUUCCGAUGUGUGGGGCAACAUACCGCCCUCUUUUUUAUCUCGUCAGGAUAUCGGCGAACUCAACGAAAUAUUCCUCAAAGCAGCUGAUUCCGAAAAAUUGAAUGCAAGUCCAGCUAUGUUUGCGUGGGGCAUUAUCAUGUUUUCAGUCCGUGAGAUUGCUUUGGCAACCCGAGAAGAUCGCGAGCUCCGGCAAGCCCAAAAUGCAGUGGACGCAUACAAUGGAUCAACGCCUUCUGCAUUUGGUUCUGGUAAUGCUGAUCCAUCCAUUUACGAAGAUGCGUAUGAGAAAGCAAGAAACCCUGCGUUCGAUGACGAUUUCGUAAAAUUUAUCAUCUCGAUUGCUGUUGACAGAUGUCGUGUUUUUGAUGUCAUGUCUAGCAUUAUGCAGCAUCUCGAUUGCAUUUCUGGCUUGGGCCACGGUAGCCUCGUUGCUCAGUGGGCUCGCAUCGAGAUACUGGAUCUAGUUCGGGCUAGUCUUGAAUUUUUAGAUUAUAUCCCAGAGUUGCUGUCGACACUUUUGCAAAUCCUUGCCGUACCAAACGAAGAGUGGAAUCGGGGAGCCAUCUUUCCAAUUAUCAAUCGCAAUAAAGUCAAAGAUGUCUUUCUUCGCGAUGAGACGCUGAUGAGCAAAAUCUUUAAAAUAGCAAAAUCCCGAUUCCCGUACGAAGCGAUAAACUUUCUUAAGCUCUGCAGGUCAUUAUUGGAUUGCGAUUUAAGCACUGAUGAUGGUUAUCCAAUAGUAUUUCCAGAACUAGAGACCAUGGAAACUUAUACCCAAAUGAUUUCCCCGGGAUUCCAGGGCUAUCAAUCUACCCGUGAAGACGAAAAUGCAAACUUUGUGUCUCUCAUCCAGCCUUUGGAAAUGAGAGAAGUUUCUUCAAGGAAGACUGCAAUCGAUCAACCGGGGACCGAAUUAAUUGUUAUCAAAGAGUCAUCUAUGCUACCUGCGAGUACUCUUGGGCAAGUAGUGAAUGAAACGAAACCAGCGAUAAUUAUGUGGCACCAUCAAUACAACUGUCUCGCAUUUCUCGGCAUGUGGUUAGAACAAGCAGCUUAUAACCGUGAAGCGGGGUUUGAACUAGAUGAUGGUACGGUGGCAGAGAUAAUUAGCUUGCUGGGUGACCUUGUGACUUCUGCUCAAUCAUUAGCAAAGAGCAAAGGUAUCGAAUCUUGCGCCAAAAAGAUCUUAGAGAUGACCAGCGAUGGUCUCAGUGUCCAAGGUGAUAUUAUAUCCGUCAUUUUUGAUAUAUUCGAACGAAAUUUACAAAAUGCAACCAACAAGACUACGAAUCAUGGGCUACAGACGUCAAUGUCCUGCCUCUCGUUUCUCAAUGCCCUUGUGCCUGUCAUCCCUGGGCGGGUCUGGCCAUUUCUUACACGAAGCAGUUUUAUAGCUAGUGGCAGUAAUGAGGGAGCUCUGCCAGCUAUUAUUUCCGCUAUUGAAGUGAAUUCAGGUAACUUUUCGUUUCUUCUGGAGGCGAUCCAAACCUUCAAGCUCGUUGUGGACGAUGCUUUGAAACAUGUAGCCGUGCGAAAAACAGCAGGCAAUGUUACAUCAAAGGCCUCCCAUGUUGCUGAGUACACUGCUGGUGCCCCAUCAUAUGUAAUGAGUGGUCUCCUUCAAUCAUUUGUUCGAAUUAUGAUUGAUGUAUACAACAGCAAUGCCAGUUGGCGAUAUAACGAUAUUCGCCAAUCACUACAACUGAACAUCUUACUUACUGAUACUUUCCAGGACAUACUAUAUUACACGUAUGGGGUAGACGAUGCCGAAAAUCUUGAUACGAAGCUCACGAGCGUUUUUGCACCUUCAGCGAAGUAUUUAUUAAGCAUGCUUCGUCCAUCUUCUACGGAAGGGAUUUUUUUCAAUCCAGUAUUACGACUGAUCCUCAGUGGUUAUCAAACCGCGCCCUCUGAAAACCUAUAUUUACGAUGGCUUCAACCUCGCUUGGUCACAUCGGUGCUGAGAUUAUCGAUGACGUUAAUUCAAGCUGGGUGGGUUCCAAAUUCCCAGAUGACGGUCUUGGAGACACAGCUAUUCAAUGCUUCACCUGUGUUAAUUCGACUAUAUGUUCUUCAUCCAACCUAUCAACUGCCGGUUGCAAAUUUGUUGGAAUUAUUAGUGGCUCAUGCGUCGACGGAUAGUGAACAUGAACCGCCAUCCUUGCUUGGACACCUUGGCGCGCAGUCUUCUUGUCGAUUCCUAGACAUUCUCUCAAAAUUCGAUCGUCCUUUCGAUAACAUUACUCUUACUACCAGCAUCUGGAGAUUUCUCACAACUAUCAUCAGCAAACGGCAACAAUGGCUUGCUGUUUUCUUAUUAACGGGCUCUUCGCCACGGGACGCUUUGAAAAAGGAAAAGUCCUCGAUGAAAUCGAAGGCAUUCUUACAAGCUGCCCUCGAUUUAGUAUCCUCCAUUGGCGAAAUACCCUCGCAUCUUGCAGCUUCUAUUUUGGACUUCAUUUCAAAGGCCCAGGAAAAUUGGCCCUGGACUACACCCCAGCUACGAGCACAUCCAGACUUGUUUCCAAAAUUGGUAAAUUUUGUUGCGGGCAUGACUAUGAAGAGACUUGCGCCUUAUGAACAAUGCCUCAAUACGAAAAUAGCUUCUCUGGUUGCGGACAUUUCUGCAAUAUAUUUGCAUGGAGCCAAAGAGCUUAGGGACCGUACCUUCUUCAAGACCCUGAUACCUCUUAUUUCUUGGUACUCCGAGAAUGCCGUGGAAGUGGACGGCUAUAACGCGUCGCUUCACGCAAAUCUUAAACGAAAUUUCGAAAUGAAAUAUCCCGGCUGCAGCUUAUUUGCUAUCAAGAAGACGUCGCUCGACCGUCCUUCAUUUGGAGCUGAUUUCUUUUACGACAUCGUGCUAGGAACGAAAAUAUUUGGGUAUGAGUUCGCGUGGGUUGGCAGCCGAAACCAAGGGUUUGUUGAUGAAGUGAAGAGGGCAAAUGAGAAUUUAUCGCUUGUACAGGCUCAAAUGGACCUCCUCCGCAGUUUCAAAUUUCUAGCAAUCGAACAUUGUGGAGACUUCAUGCCUGACCGCGGUGUUCAAAUGUCGAUGGUGUCAGUUGUUCGGCACUGCCUUACGGCGAAUUCACGGAGCGUCCCAAAUGAGAAUUUGUUCUGCAAGCUGCAUCAAAUCCGGGCAGAAUUUGCAUUAGCCCUGCUACAGAGAUUGGUCCAGAUCCAAUCCAAAGGGAAUGAAACGUUUAGCCUCCUCCAGGUUGCCUGGGACACUAUUCAAUUCAGACACUCGACUUACGAAACUGCACUCGCAAACGACGAUAGCGAGUAUUACGGAAUGCUACUAAAUAUUCUCUUCCUGACCUUGCAAUUCCAUGUUGUCGGCAGAACUCCGCCAAUUCCUGAUACGGUGACUGGAAAGCCGGAAGUCUCCGGGCACCUGGCAAUCGUUCUCGAUAUCGUGAAAGUGAUCAUUGCAGGAGGGUUCCGUUCUUUAACAACGUACCUGCAUGACGAACCACAAAAGGUUCUGCCAAAGGACUUUGCACUUUUGACUGCUAUUUUGCAAACAACGCUAAAAGUGAAGAACGUAGAUCGGAUCUACGAGCAGAUUACUUUUCAUCUUGCAAACUGUGAUACGAUUCGAUAUGCCUGCACCCUCUUUUCUUGGUCGUACAAACUUACAGUCGACGGCGACCCGCUGUACGGAGAGCUCAGCAUCCUGUACCUCCUUGAACUAUCAUGCAUCCCAAUGAUGGCUGAGCAGAUGGCAGUUGAGGGAAUUCUUGUAAAGCUGUCCACCUAUCGACUAACAGAUGUUCUUCGUCAACCUCAGGGCUGUGAUCCUUUCGACCAUACACCAAGAUUAUUUACAAUCUGGCAGGCUGGAAUCCUGCCUCUCUGUCUCAACCUACUGUAUCACGUUGGCCGAGCGGCGGCCGAAGUGUCUGCGUUCCUGAACCAGUUCGAAGGCCAGCUUCGAAGAGCCUCAGAUGCUUUCUCCAUCGGCCACCCUACCGCCGUAGGGAACACAUUUGUUCCAUCCAGCCCUCACCGUGGCAUUGGAUCCGCUCAGUCAGUCAAACACCUAUCACUCGGAAUAGCAACAGAGGCCUGCUCGUUAGGUCUUAUAUCGAUGAUUAUCCGCAAAUUCCGCAAGGCGGGCCCGAGCGCGGGCGUUGACGCCGAACGCAUCCAAGAAAUCCAGUGGGAUCAUGCACAGGUGAAAGAGGACAUCGAGAUUCUAUUGGAGAAGAAAUCCAUCCUCCGCUCUCGUAUUGCCCCCACAAACGAAAAGGAAAUGACGUGGUCGCAGACCAAGCCGUCGACUCCCACUGGCGGAGCGGGAAGUCUGCUGGAGGAGAAGAUUGUCCGUGAACUGCAGACGGCACUGUCAUGCAUUGCGGGGGGCGAAGAUGAUUAG
Ophidiomyces ophidiicola is the source of this 5526-nucleotide messenger RNA. RefSeq lists its product as uncharacterized. Gene Ontology annotation, biological process: protein import into nucleus; RNA export from nucleus. Gene Ontology annotation, cellular component: nuclear pore inner ring. The coding region runs from base 1 to 5526 and encodes 1841 amino acids. The transcript is spliced from 4 exons. NCBI's taxonomy places the organism in Eukaryota, Fungi, Ascomycota, Eurotiomycetes, Onygenales, Onygenaceae. The record is from RefSeq and is a predicted model, not a curated record. Gene Ontology annotation, molecular function: structural constituent of nuclear pore.